AUGGAUUCCCUGCAAUGCCUCUCGGCCUCCCCCCUCAUCGAGGCCAAUGCUGCCAUCCCCUCCCAUCUCCAUCCCGUUGCCCUACGCUCAACCACCUCGGCCUCAUCCCCCAGGAUUGCUGCUGCUUCCAAGCUCGUCGAAGCCCAACUGCGGGCCUCCCAUGCUUCCAGCCCGGCCACCUCGUCUGUAUCUGGCCUGUCCACCCCUGCUGAGCCAUCAGAUGUCAAGCCCGAAAGCACUCGCAACGCUUCAUCCUCCGCAGCUUCUGGGCAGUCUUCCAAACCCGGUUUCCUGGUACAUGAUGUUGCUGGGCUCACGAUCGAGAACCCCGCCGACGAUCAAACCAGUUCAUCCCCGGACGCCAUUGCUGGUCUCCAACUCAACCCUAAACGCUUCCCCCUUCUCUCAUCAAUCCAGACCCCUCAGGCUGCCCGUCCCUCCAAUGGAGGCGACCCCACGCAGUCUAUCCGGAUUAUCAAUUGCGCCGAAUUUGUUGAGAUUCACGACGCGUAUCUGGCCUCGGUUUCCCGCGUCGACGAGUCUGUGGUCUUCCCUUGGCUCCAUUGCUGUGGUAUACCAGGCACUCCUCAGGCUGCCUAUUUCUGCGAGAGUGCCCAUGCUCGCAAUGCGCCCCGCUAUAGAGGUCUGACAAUCGUCUCUGCCGACUCGGAGCCUGCACCGCGUUCUACCGCUCGAACCAGCCCCGCUGCCUCUGUCACUACCACUGACACCUCCCAGUCUCAAACACGUGACCACCGCGCCCGCACCCGAUCACUUGGCGCGUCCUCAACCAAGAGCUCCACAAGCAUUAAAAGCUCGGCUACUACCUCAACCAGCAGUGGCUAUACUGGCAUCGACUCGGUGGCCACCACUCCCACCUCACCCUCCACCAGCGUGGUUUCCUUUGACGGCCCUGAACCUCGUGCUUCCCUCCUUCGAUCUUCCCUCCUGCCCCAAGAUAUUCUCGAGAGAUGCCCUCAUUCUGGGCAGUAUAUGGGCUUCUUUGCCUCCCCGCGCCUACCUCCAACCGUCAACCUCAGGUUGUUUCGUCAACAGCCUUCCCGCUAUGCCACCAUCAGUGAUAUCGUAGUUUACUCCGAGGCUGGUAUGUCCGACGACGCAAUUGCCUUAGCCCAGUUAAUCCGGAUUGCUCAAGGUCAAUGCUUUCGCAGCCGCGGAGGUCACGCAGCUGGAGCGAUCGAGUACAAUGUCUAUGUUGUCUCUGAACAGUUUGAGGUCUUUGAACGUGAAUUCAGUCAUGUCGUGGCUGUUGAUGGCUGGGGUUAUCGGCGCAACAAAAUCGACUUCUUUGAGCGCGAGAGAGAAGAAAUGGCGGCUUUAACGAGGGCUUCUGAGAUUGCGCAGAACGUCUGGCUCGGCAAUUCUGCAGAUGUCCCGCUUCCCAAAGAAGAUCUUUCGUCGUCACACCAGCGCGCUGCGUUUGAUGAGCGCCCACCAACUGUGACUUCACAUUUCGCCAAGGCAGACGAGUAUGGCAAUGCACCUUUCGAUGUGUGUGUUGAGGCGCAUGAUCAAGCCGCAAUCACCUCGUCGCUCCAACUCCAUCUCAACCAAAACUAUCUCGAUCGCAUCAAGCAACGCGCGAAGAAUAGCACCGUCUCUGACCUCGCUGAGAUCAUCCACAUGGAAGUUCCCAGCACCGGGCAAAGCUGCUCUGGUGCCAUGUCCCGGGACAAGCUAGUCCGCUACUUGGUCGACUUGUGCACAUGGGUGAAGAAGAUUGCCAAACCUACCGAAGGCAGAGCUGGUAGAAAAGUCUUGAUUCAUUGUCAUGAUGGAUAUACGGAGACUUCACUCUUUGCCCUGUCGUACAUCAUGUACGAUCUUGGAUGCACGUUGCCGGAGGCGUACUUGCACCUGCAGAAUGACCAGAAUCGCUCUUUUUUCGUCUACCCUGCCGAUGUCCAGCUGUUGCGUCGAGUGGAGACACGAAUAGAGCAAGAGAUGAAUGAGCAGCGCAAAGCGCAGAUGCAUCGGAUGACUAUCGACGAGCCCAGCCGAAACUCAUUUUUGAGGGGAUGCGUAUCCUUCAGCACAUCGUCGGCCCAGAACUCCAAGUCCACACCUACCCCACCACUCACUUCCUGUGCUGCCCCAUCCACUCCCCGGUCGGCCCGCUCGCAGCACCCCUGGUUCUACGACUCCCGAUUUGAUGGUCAUUUUCCCUCCCGCAUCCUGCCGUUUGUCUACCUCGGAAACCUUAACCAUGCGUCGAACGCGUUGAUGCUCAAAGCUUUGGGGAUCACCCAUGUGGUCUCGAUGGACGCCAAUGAGUCUGACUGCCAGAUCAACACUCUCGAGACCCGCAAACGCAGGAUGCUCAGCUGGAGCUUCCUCUCCCGAGAAAUCGCCGAUCUCAACCACAGAUAUCUGUGCUGA
Puccinia triticina is the source of this 2400-nucleotide messenger RNA. RefSeq lists its product as uncharacterized. Bases 1 to 2400 code for a protein of 799 amino acids. The transcript is spliced from 5 exons. NCBI's taxonomy places the organism in Eukaryota, Fungi, Basidiomycota, Pucciniomycetes, Pucciniales, Pucciniaceae. Gene Ontology annotation, molecular function: protein tyrosine/serine/threonine phosphatase activity. Gene Ontology annotation, biological process: dephosphorylation; nuclear DNA replication. The record is from RefSeq and is a predicted model, not a curated record.